Salarias fasciatus (jewelled blenny) is the source of this 857-nucleotide messenger RNA. RefSeq names its product intraflagellar transport 43 homolog (Chlamydomonas) (gene ift43). The transcript has 10 exons. NCBI's taxonomy places the organism in Eukaryota, Metazoa, Chordata, Actinopteri, Blenniiformes, Blenniidae. Gene Ontology annotation, cellular component: cilium; intraciliary transport particle A. The record is from RefSeq and is a predicted model, not a curated record. Gene Ontology annotation, biological process: intraciliary retrograde transport. The coding region runs from base 27 to 662 and encodes 211 amino acids.
GCUGCUCUGGAGGAAGGAGGAGAGACAUGGACGAUAACUUCAGAAACGGAGAUGGUGCGGCGGUGAAACAUGUUGCCAAAUCUGGCCGCAGAGCUCGCCAUGCAGCAGACCAGUCAUCUUUCGAAGAUUCUCGUUACACAAGGAAGUCCUCCACAUCUGCAUCGGCGGCAGAUGAUGAUGAUGAGGGCCCUCCUCCUAAACCGACACGCCGGCAGGGUGGCUGGGCGGAAGAAAGCUCGGGCUCUGGCUCUGCCAAAUCUUCAAGGAGGCCUGCAGCCGAGGACGUGGAAGACCGCCGCCUGCGACCACAAACUCCCCAGGGAUCAGAUGAUGAAGGAGACAUUCCAGUGAUUCCAGACCUGGACGAAGUACAAGAGGAAGAUCUCACUCUGCAAGUCGCCGCCCCCCCGAGCAUCCAGGUGAACCGGGUGAUGACCUACAGAGACCUGGACAACGAUCUGAAGCGCUACUCUGCCUUCCAGACCUUAGAUGGAGAGAUCGACUUGAAGCUCCUCACCAAGGUUCUGGCGCCCGAGCAGGAGGUGAAGGAGGACGAUGUGAGCUGGGACUGGGAUCAUCUGUUUACUGAAGUGUCCUCGGAGCUGCUGAUGGAAUGGGAUCAAGGAGAGAGCGACGAGCCUUCUGUAUCUCCCGUGCCAUGAGGAGGACGAGGAGGUCUGAACCCACACUUUCAGCAGCUCCAGUGGGAACAGCGGCUGGACGUUUAACACACGUUUCUUCGGUUAUAUUAACUUUAAAUACUGUUUGUUAUCCCUAAUUUAUAUUUUAUAAAGUAUAUGUACCAUGUGCAUUGAUUUUUCCAAAUAAAGCUCUGUUCAGUGAGCGCUGCAGUCCUA